This is a messenger RNA of Colletotrichum navitas, 757 nucleotides long. RefSeq lists its product as uncharacterized. The transcript has a single exon. NCBI's taxonomy places the organism in Eukaryota, Fungi, Ascomycota, Sordariomycetes, Glomerellales, Glomerellaceae. The record is from RefSeq and is a predicted model, not a curated record. The coding region runs from base 12 to 680 and encodes 222 amino acids.
CGCGAUCAAACAUGAUGCCUGGAAAAGGAAACAACCCGAACGGCUACGGCUACGGCAAAAACCCAUACAGUGACACGAACGGCUCUUCCGGCCGCUCCUACUCUCCAGCCGACGCAAUGGCUUACAUGGCCGCCCGCGCCGCCGCCAACCGCUCCGCCUACGGUCACGGCGUCAACCGCGGCCCGACCUACGGAGACACCUACGGCCCAAACUCAGCCACCGCGAUGGGCUUCGGCUACGGCAGUCGCCCUCCCACCAACACUUACGAUGCUGGCAGGACGACCUGGGCCGACGGCCCGUACUACCCAUCCGGCUCCCCCAGCACGGACGCCCUGCGCGGCGCGGCGGACAUGGCUGCCACGGCGGCGCGGCGGGCACGAAACCCGAAUGGGUAUAUCCCCGGCGGCGGCGGCAGCGGCAGCGGCCCGAGCAGUGGGUUCGGGGGCGGCUGGGGAGGCCCCAACGGUCCCGUCCCGAUGGGCAUGGCGGGCUCGGGCUGGCCCGGCACCAAGCCCGGCACGUCUUACGGUCCAUCUCGUGACGUAAAAGGAGACAACAUGGCGGAUGGGCAUGGGGACGACAACGAGCACGGAAACAGCAAUGCAUGGGGCCAUGGGGGAUUCAACGGUAACGCCUGGGGCCAUGGCGGCAGUGGCAAUGGCCAAAACCCUGGGUUCUAAGAGGCUGUAAGUUGCUGUGGUAGGCCGUCUGGUAUGACAUCGCCGAGGGAAGCCACAAAAAGCGCGAUCAUUGAUGG